AUGAGCGUAGGAUUCAUCGGAGCGGGCCAGCUGGCUCAUGCGCUGGUGAAAGGGUUCACAGCUGCGGGUAAGAAACCGCCAACCGGUUAUGAUGACAGACAGGGCCGUGACCCACUUUUUUUUAUCUGGCCGGCCAGGGCGGGUCACUCUGGCUGCUCGUGUACACAAGACUGGGCCCUGAAAUGUCAAAAGACUAACUGUCAACAAACGGUCGCUGUUAUCAGUUUUAGUUCCAGUGACUCAAAUCUUUGUUGUGUGCAUUAACCUUACCUCUAUCUCUCUCGCUUUCUCUCUUUAACCCUUUCUGUCCCCCAUCCUCUCUCACUCUCUCUCUCUCUCUCUCUCUCGUUAACCCUCUCACCCCCCUUCUCUCUCUCUAUCUCCCCCAGGUGUAAUAGCUACUCAGAGAAUCAUAGCCAGUUCUCCAGAUACUGAUCUGCCUACUGUUGCUGGCCUGCGGGUAAGAGGCAGGGAUGUGUGUUUGUUCUCUGUGUGUCUGUGUGGAUGUGUUUACAUGGCCUGGAAGGUGUGGAUGUGUUUACAUGGCCUGGAAGGUGUGGAGGUGUUUACAUGGCCUGGAAGGUGUGGAUGUGUUUACAUGGCCUGGAAGGUGUGGAUGUGUUUACAUGGCCUGGAAGGUGUGGAGGUGUUUACAUGGCCUGGAAGGUGUGGAGGUGUUUACAUGGCCUGGAAGGUGUGGAGGUGUUUACAUGGCCUGGAAGGUGUGGAGGUGUUUACAUGGCCUGGAAGGUGUGGAGGUGUUUACAUGGCCUGGAAGGUGUGGAUGUGUUUACAUGGCCUGGAAGGUGUGGAGGUGUUUACAUGGCCUGGAAGGUGUGGAUGUGUUUACAUGGCUGGAAGGUGUGGAUGUGUUUACAUGGCCUGGAAGGUGUGGAGGUGUUUACAUGGCCUGGAAGGUGUGGAUGUGUUUACAUGGCCUGGAAGGUUGGAGGUUUACAUGGCCUGGAAGGUGUGGAGGUGUAAUGGUGGGUGAAGGUGUGGAGGUGUUUACAUGGCCUGGAAGGUGUGGAUGUGUUUACAUGGCCUGGAAGGUGUGUUUCAGGAUGUGUGUUUACAUGGCCUGGAAGGUGUGGAGGUGUUUACAUGGCCUGGAAGGUGUGGAGGUGUUUACAUGGCCUUGUGAUGGAGGGUUUACUGGCUGAGUGUGGGUGUAAUCCUGAAGGUUGCAGUUUACUGUCCUGAGUGUGGUUUUACAUGCUUGCUGUCUGUUUGUCUGUGUAUGGUCAGUGACUCUUCAACGUUUGUAUGAGGGCUCUGCAUUGUGUGUGUGUACAGAUCCUAGAAGGACUUGCAUCUUCACUCUUAACCUGUUUCUCCCUCUCUCUUCCCAUCUUUCUGUCUCUUCCUCCUCUCUCUCUCUCUCUCUCCAUCUUCGUCUCUCCUCCUCUCUCUCUCCUCUCUCUCUCUCUCUCUCUCUCUCUCUCUCUCUCUCUUCCCAUCUUUCUGUCUCUUCCUCCCUCCCCCCUCUCUCUCCCUCCUUCUCUAGAAAAUGGGUGCUAUCCUCACCACCAGUAACAAGGAGGUGGUGAACAAGAGUGAUGUCCUGUUCCUGGCAGUCAAACCCCACAUCAUCCCCUUUGUGCUGGAUGAGAUCGGACCAGACAUAGAGGACAGACACCUCAUAGUGUCCUGCGCUGCAGGAGUCACCAUCAGCUCUAUAGAGAAGGUCAGAAAACACACACACACACACACACACACACAGAAGGUCAGAAAGGACACACACACACACACACACACACACGCAGGGAUGCACUCAACACACACACACACACAGAAGGUCAGAACCUGUCCUGGACCGGUCUGGUAGAGUCCAUGGAUCAAUUGAAAAAGAGGCUUGUUAGGCACUACCUAUGUAGUUCUGUCCUUGAUGUCAGAGAAAAACGUAAUAAAAUGUUCUAUUGUCACAUAAGUAGGUGCAGUAAUGAGUUGUUUUACAGGGUCAGCCAUAGUAGUACGGUGCCCCUGGAGCAAAUUAGGAUUAAGGGCAUACCGACCGAUUUUUCACCUUGUUGGCUCUGGGAUUUGAACUAGCAACCUUUCGGUAACUGGCCCAAUAUUGAAGAACAAAAAGAAUGGUGAAUGGACCAGGUGUCUGUUAAACAUCAUUGCUGCCAGGACCCAAGGAUUCUUCUAAUUCUCUUUCUAUGACACUCACCUUUUGUUGUUAUUUACAUAACAGAGCCCCGUCUCCUCCUCCAUUUAGAAGUCUCCUUCCUGUACCUCCUCCUGUACCUUAUCCUCCUCUGUCUGACCCCCUCACCCCCCCCCAUCCACUCACACAUGUUCUCUUGUCAAAUAAUUGAUCUUGACAAAUCUUACAAGUAUUUGUUUCUCUCUUUUCCUCUCUCUCUCCUUCACUACCCCGUCUCUCUCCUCUCCCCCCUCCAGAAGCUGCUUCAGUACCGUCCGUUCCCCAAGGUGAUGAGGUGUAUGACCAACACCCCCGUUGUGGUGAGAGAGGGAGCUACAGUCUACGCUACAGGAACACACGCUGAGGUACACACACACACACACACACACACGCUGAGGUACACACACACGCUGAGGUACACACCACACACGCUGAGGUACACACACACACACGCUGAGGUACACACACAACACACGCUGAGGUACACACCACACACACGCUGAGGUACACACACACACACACACCGCUGAGGUACACACACACACACACACACGCUGAGGUACACACACACACACACACACACACACGCUGAGGUACACACACACACACACACACGCUGAGGUACACACACAACCACAACACACGCAUGAGCUAGUACACACACACACAACACACGCUUGAGGUACACACACAAACACACGCUUGAGAACACACACACAACGCUGAGGUACACAACACACACACGCUGAGGUACAACACAACAACCUAGUAAACCCAACACACCUGAGGUACACACACACACACACACGCUGAGGUACACAACACACAACACACACAACAACGCUGAGGUACACACACACACACACUAGUACACACACACACCCCUGAGGUACACCACACCACGCUGAGGUACACACACACACACACGCUGAGGUAACACACACACACACACGCUGAGGUACCACACACACACACACACACGCUGAGGUACCACCACACACACACACACACACGCUGAGGUACACACCAACACACACACACGCUGAGGUACACACACACCAUACACACACACACGCUGAGGUACACACACAACCACCUAGGUACCCCAACACCACGCUGAGGUACACACACACACACACGCUGAGGUACACACACACACACACGCUGAGGUACACACACACACACGCUGAGGUACAACACCACACCUGAGUACACACACACACGCUGAGGUACACACACACACACACACGCUGAGGUACACACACACACACACACGCAGAGGUACACACACACACACACACGCUGAGGUACACACACACACACACACACACACACACACGCUGAGGUACACACACACACACACACACACACACACGCUGAGGUACACACAUACAUUAGGCACCAAACAGAAGAAAACCGGCUGAACCCGUUUCCAUUGCAAAAAAGUUUUUCUACAGUGUGCAGUAAAUACCGCUCUCUUUCUCCCCCCCCCCCCCCAUCAUCUCUCUUUCUCCCCCCCAACCCCCUAUCUCUCUCUCGCAGGUGGAGGAUGGUAAGUUGUUGGAGCAGCUGAUGGCCAGUGUUGGGUUCUGUACAGAGGUGGAGGAGGACCUUAUCGAUGCCGUAACCGGCCUCAGCGGCAGUGGCCCCGCCUACGUGAGUCACUGUUGACCUAUCAGGGAGAGGUACAGGGGCCUGACCCCGUCUACGAGACUCACUUUUGACGUAUCAGAGAGGGGUAGAGGGCGUGGCCAUGCCUAUGUGAGUCACUGUUGACCUUCCUCCAUACACAUUACACACUGCUCUCCAGGUAGAACUUGCCCCCUAAGUACAGAUCUUGGAUCAGUUUAUAGUACUCCUAUCCUCACCUCGACUAUGAGGUUUAUAGUGCGUCCCAAUUGACACCCUAUUUCCUAAGUAGUGCACUAUAUAUGCAUUUGGGACGGAUCCACAGUAAACUGAGCUUGGGUCAGUGCCUAAGGGGGAAACUGCAUGCUAGACUCUCUAACAAUGUGGGUGGGAGAGAAGUCAACAUGGCAACAAGUGCCAUUGAUUUUUAAAUAAGAGACGUUAACUACAAACUUUUUUUAUAUAAAUAUUUUGUUUAAUUCAUGUGGAGAGCUGCAAAAACAUAAUGUAUUUUUCUCAUAGGAAUUCAGUCCAAUUAUCACUAAGCACCCACUCACAAUGUGUUUACCUCACUGAUUCAGUGACUUAUGGCCUGAAGGUGUGUGUGUGUGUGUGUGUGUGUGUGUGAUAGGCGUUCACAGCUCUGGAUGCUCUAGCUGACGGAGGGGUGAAGAUGGGUCUACCCAGGAGACUAGCGGUCAGACUGGGAGCUCAGGCACUACUGGUCGGUAACGUCACAGCAUCACACUGUAACAUAUCAUUACAGCACAGGCCUAACUGCUCAGUACUGCCUAACCGUAACACAUCAUUACACCAACAGACCAGAGCCUAACAUGGAACACAUCAUAACACCAGACGACCAGAGCACUACAGUACUCAUCGUUACACAGCAGACAGAGCACUAACAGUAACACAUCAUUACACCAGACAGACCAGAGCACUAACAGUAACACAUCAUUACACCCAGACAGACCAGAGCCCUAACAUAACACAUCAUUACACCAGACAGACCAGAGCCCUAACAGUAACUCAUCAUUACACCAGACAGACCAGAGCACUAACAGUAACACAUCAUUACACCAGACAGACCAGAGCACUAACAGUAACACAUCAUUACACCAGACAGACCAGAGCACUAACAGUACACAUCAUUACACCAGACAGACCAGAGCCCUAACAGUAACUCAUCAUUACACCAGACAGACCAGAGCACUAACAGUAACACAUCAUUACACCAGACAGACCAGAGCACUAACAGUAACACAUCAUUACACCAGACAGACCAGAGCACUAACAGUAACACAUCAUUACACCAGACAGACCAGAGCCCUAACAGUAACUCAUCAUUACACCAGACAGACCAGAGCACUAACAGUAACACAUCAUUACACCAGACAGACCAGAGCACUAACAGUAACACAUCAUUACACCAGACAGACCAGAGCACUAACAGUAACACAUCAUUACACCAGACAGACCAGAGCACUAACAGUAACACAUCAUUACACCAGACAGACCAGAGCACUAACAGUAACACAUCAUUACACCAGACAGACCAGAGCACUAACAGUAACACAUCAUUACACCAGACAGACCAGAGCACUAACAGUAACACAUCAUUACACCAGACAGACCAGAGCACUAACAGUAACACAUCAUUACACCAGACAGACCAGAGCACUAACAGUAACACCAUCAUUACACCAGACAGACCAGAGCACUAACAGUAACACAUCAUUAAACCAGACAGACCAGAGCACUAACAGUAACUCAUCAUUACACCAGACAGACCAGAGCACUAACAGUAACACAUCAUUACACCAGACAGACCAGAGCACUAACAGUAACACAUCAUUACACCAGACAGACCAGAGCCCUAACAGUAACUCAUCAUUACACCAGACAGACCAGAGCACUAACAGUAACACAUCAUUACACCAGACAGACCAGAGCACUAACAGUAACACAUCAUUACACCAGACAGACCAGAGCACUAACAGUAACACAUCAUUACACCAGACAGACCAGAGCACUAACAGUAACACAUCAUUACACCAGACAGACCAGAGCACUAACAGUAACACAUCAUUACACCAGACAGACCAGAGCACUAACAGUAACACAUCAUUACACCAGACAGACCAGAGCACUAACAGUAACACAUCAUUACACCAGACAGACCAGAGCACUAACAGUAACACAUCAUUAAACCAGACAGACCAGAGCACUAACAGUAAACACAUCAUUAACCAGACAGACCAGAGCACUAACAGUAACACAUCAUUACACCAGACAGACCAGAGCACUAACAGUAACACAUCAUUAAACCAGACAGACCAGAGCACUAACAGUAACACAUCAUUAAACCAGACAGACCAGAGCACUAACAGUAACACAUCAUUACACCAGACAGACCAGAGCACUAACAGUAACACAUCAUUACACCAGACAGACCAGAGCACUAACAGUAAACACAUCAUUACACCAGACAGACCAGAGCACUAACAGUAAACUCAUCAUUACACCAGACAGACCAGAGCACUAACAGUAACACAUCAUUAAACCAGACAGACCAGAGCACUAACAGUAACACAUCAUUAAACCAUGACAGACCAGAGCACUAACAGUAAACACAUCAUGAAACCAGGACAGACCAGAGCACUAACAGUAACACAUCAUUAAACCAGACAGACCAGAGCACUAACAGUAACACAUCAUUACACCAGACAGACCAGAGCACUAACAGUAACACAUCAUUACACCAGACAGACCAGAGCACUAACAGUAACACAUCAUUACACCAGACAGACCAGAGCACUAACAGUAACUCAUCAUUACACCAGACAGACCAGAGCACUAACAGUAACACAUCAUUAAACCAGACAGACCAGAGCACUAACAGUAACACAUCAUUACACCAGACAGACCAGAGCACUAACAGUAAAUCAGAGCAACAGGAGUAGAAUGUAGGACAUUUCACUUUGUUGCCUGUAUAGAACAAAUGUAAGACAUUUUCACACUGCAUUGUUCUUAGCCCCAGGCUUAGCCCUUGGCUAAGGAUUCACACUUGUGUUCCAAAGCCCAGGGCUAAUGGACAAACACAACAUGCAACUUAUAUUAUAUCUCUGACUCGCGACCAAUGUCGCAAUAAGACAUUUAUUAACACAUUAUUUUCUAUUGCUUCUAGCCUAGCAUUUGAUUUCCAGCAGUGAUGGUUUGUAUAAACCCUGCUGUCUGCCUGUCUGACCUUGGAAACAAUGUUUACCUUUUGAAAUUCGAGAAUAGAGAAUGCUGUGCACGAAAAAUACAUCAACUUUUCUGAUCCAGGCGAAAUAAUGCAAUAAUAUUAUUAUGAUGGAUAUAUCCAAUUAAAUGUAAAUAGAAAAGCUAUGAAAACAGACGAAAUUGAGCGUUUGCUGCCCUUCCAGCUGUAGAGUUUUUAGCUUAGUUGGCUGAGGAAGAAGACUUAGCCAGCCUGCUAUAUAGCAACCAUUUUUGUUAGGCAUAGCAACCAAUGUUUUUGCAGGGAUGAAAGUAUUUUGUUUUUGUUCUCAGAUGGAAGGAGGAAAUAGUUAUUAUCAAAAUAACGUGCAGAACACAUUACAGGCAUCACUAGCAUGUGGAAAUUAAGUGACUGUGCAGCUUUUGUGAUUGGACAGUGAGCAUUCUAGGUGAUGUUCUUGACCCAGAUUCACACUGGCUAUUUUGGCACCGUGUUUCCGGUGCUAGCCCCGAAAAGUCUGAGCUUACUAUCUGUAUCCCCCCCCAAGCUCCCUUUUUAAUUGUAAAAUCUAAAAGGAGUCAAUAUGAUGCCCCUAAUGGUUUUGUGGUUGACUGAUGGUGACUCCCCCCCCCCCCCCCCCCCCCCCCCCAGGGAGCAGCUAAGAUGUUGUUGGACUCUGAGCUGCACCCUGGCCAGCUGAAGGACAAUGUGUGUUCCCCCGGGGGAGCCACCAUUCACGCCCUGCACGUCAUGGAGAGUGGCGGCUUCCGCAGUCUGCUCAUCAACGCCGUGGAGGCUUCAUGUAUCAGGACACGGUGAGGGGAGAGAGAGAGAGAGACACACACGCCUGAAACCAUAGACACACACGCUGACUUACCCCCUUCUCCCCCCCACCCCCUCAGGGAGCUGCAGUUCCUAGCGGACCAGGAGCGUAUCUCCCCGGCAGCCAUUAAGAAGACCACCCUGGACAAGGUCCUGCAGCAGCCUGGGGUCAGCCAGGGGUCAGGGAUCAACGGCAAGCCAGGACUCAGCCUCAGGAGAAACCCACCAGGACCUGUCAAGAAGAACAACUGAGAUGGAGACACACACACACACACAACACCUAAAACAUCAGUGAAUAUUUAAGAUAGAAAUGUAAUGCAUAGAGCUGAGAUGAUUCCUUAUUCUACAUGACAGAGGAAUCAUAUCUGUUCUAUGCAAUGCAUUUCUUUCUGAGAGUUUCUUUAAUGUUGCCCCUGGAGCUACAGCAGGCAACAGAUGGCUUCAGUGAUGAGGCGACCAUUUCUUUUUGCCUGAUGACUCAAACUGCUCUGUUC
Messenger RNA from Coregonus sp. 'balchen', 8320 nucleotides. The record is from the annotation of a GenBank genome assembly. Lineage: Eukaryota; Metazoa; Chordata; Actinopteri; Salmoniformes; Salmonidae.